ACUAUCGCUAAAUAAUCGCUUUUCACUCUUAAAUGCCAAAGCGUACAAAAGCUCAACUCACCAAAUUCGAAUUUUGCAACGAGAAUGGAAUAAGUAAUGUUCUGAAACCAGCGCAGAGAAGAAAUUUCUGCACUUCGCCUUUCUUUGGAGUCUUUUGUUUUCGAACGCUUUCGGAGCACGUGGCCUCUUUUUCUUCGAGAACGUCUUUAAUUCUCUGGAGAGAAUCCAAAAUUUAGCUUUGGAUUUGAAGAUGCUUUUUUCGAGUUCGUUUCCAAUGUGUAAGGGAAAGUCAUAGAUUAUUUCACUGUUUUAUUUUGUGACUUCGCGAUGUUGUGGGGCUCUCUCUACUUUUAAGAUUCUUCGGUUGUGCAGUGAGCUGUGGCCUUCCUGCUUUUCGGCAUGGGGUCUGCUGGUCCACAGGAGCAUUAAGAAACAGAAUUGGGCCAUGGCGGCUGUGAGUGAGGACCCUAUCACUCUGUGGCUGAAGCUGGGUGCCCUGGAGAAGCUCGAACAGGUAGUCCUGGAUGGAUACGGGGACCAGCUGUAUGGAAAGACUUCUAGGAUACCGCAAGUGAACAAAUUUCUCAGACAAGUGCCUAUAUUUCAGAGUAAGAUCGACGAGAUACACAAGGCAGUGAGCACGGGCAAUCUCCGGGAAGUGCAGCACCUCAUCGACCGGAAGAAGCUGGCUUUCUGCCGCGAUCAUCUGGGGGCCAGUCCCAUGCACAAGGCUGUUCUCUUCUCGCAGAGGCCAAUCAUCGACUAUCUCCUGGACAGAUAUCCCUCCGUCGUGCACGCCAGAGACCACCGGGGUCGGACGCCUCUGCACUACGCCGCUGUGCUCUCGGAUGGCGGAGAGAUUUACAAGAUGCUUCUGGAUCACGGAGCCGACGUCAAAGCCACGGAUGUUUUCGGCAAUCGUCCCGAGUACUACAUGCACGCUCAAGACGAGAUGGAUAUCCAGGCACUCAAGGCAGGCACGGACACGGGGAAACCGAAAAACAUAAAAAUCAAACAUUUUCAACCCACUGGUGGUAACCAAAAAGAAAUAAUUGCCAGAUCUGCAAAACCAGCGGGCACGCGGAUGCAGAUUCGCGAAAUGCUGGCUAAUGGCAGCUUGGAAGCCCUCGAAGAGCUUGUCCUCCAAGGUCAUGGGGAUCGUCUUCUCGGAGAAACUGCUACCAACCCCCUCGUCAGAGAUUUUAUUCAAAUGGUGCCCAUUUAUAUGGAAAGGAUUUACGAGAUCCACCGGGCCGUGGCGCGGGGCCGGUUGCGGGAUGUUCAGACUUUGCUAGACCGCAAGAAGCUUGCCCUUGCCCGCGACCCCCUUGGGGCGACUCCCCUGCACAAGGCCGUCAUGUACGGACACAAGGACAUCGCCGAAUACAUUGCCAUGAAUUUCCCACUCAGCAAAGAUGCCAAGGACUUGGACGGCCGAACGCCUCUCCAUUACGCAGCGGGACUCAAGGAUAAUCAUGAAAUGUACAACACGCUCAUCGCCUUCAGUGCCAAUCCCCUAGUUCUAGAUUACAAAGGCAAGACAGCCGAGUACUACCUUCAGUUCCCCGAGCAUCUCCACAUGGAGCAGCUCUUGAAGCAAAGUCAAAGGGCCAACGCCAACUACAUGGCCAAUCACGCCAAUAGGAUAAAAGCGGUCGCUUCACCCAAGAGAAAAUCCCCUUACCCUACAAGAGCAGCAUUGUCUUUAGACUUUAAUGGAAAUAUUCGUCCACAAAAUGGAGAAGUGAGCGAUUCGGUGGAAGACUCAGAGAUUCAGAAGAAUAAUCACGUGAGCUUCAAGAUGCCCAAGAAAACACUUUUCAGAAGCCAACCUCUGCUACCACCGCCGAAACUAAAAAGACUGGAGAUCAACUCCGCAAACAUCAAGCGAUGGGUGCGCGAGGAGGACCUCGAGAAACUAGAAGGCGCCGUCCUCGAAGGCUACGGGGAGAAGGUGGCCUCUCAGAGAACUGACAACGCCAAACUGCAGAAGUACAUAGAGGACCAGGUUCCAAAACUUGUGCGAAAAAUCGAGGCCAUACAUAUUGCCGUUUCAAACGACGACUUGACCGAAUUGCAGAACCAGUUGCAUGAGACGGAUAAUAUGGUGCUGGCCAAAGAUCAUUUCGGAAUGGCUCCUAUUCACAGAGCUGUGCUUAUGAACAAGCCAGAGACACUCGCCUUUCUCAUAGAAAGGUUCCCGGAGACUGUCAACGCCAGGGAUAAGGAAGGGCGCACUGCCCUGCAUUAUGCAGCAGCCAUGUCCAGAGAGCCCGGGGCUUCGAAUUACUUCAAGAUACUCCUGGAAGCUGGGGCGGACCCAAGGAUCAGAGACAAUCAAGGUCGAUCUCCGGAGUAUUAUCGCACUCAUCACGUGCCGAUCCCCCACAAGCUCAACCAAGCCCAAAAGUUCGGCAAGAAGCAAAGGAGCAGGUCGGAACCCCCACCCCAGCAGCGGAUGAAGAAGUUGCCGGGCAUCAGUGGCGCAGGUAGCUCUCUGCCUCAGAUGACUAUGGACAAAAUUAACAGUUGGUUACAGAAUGGUGACCUGGAGAGCAUAAAGGACUUCGUGCACGAAGGAUACGGACAGCACAUCGUAGGUAAGACUUCCUGGAAUGAAGAUCUGAGGCAGUAUCUCAAGUCUCUGCCACACUAUCUGAUGAGUCUGGGCUCACUGUUCCACGCAGUGGAGAGGGGCGACCUGCAAGCGCUGGACAAGCAGAUCGGAAGUGACGAGAAUCUCCUGAAGGCGAAGAACGCCGACGGCUCGACAGUCAUGCAUCAUGCCGUUCUCCACGACCAGCUGAACGUCGUCAACUACUUCCUGGACAAAUACCCGACACUUCUCAACAUCAAAGAUAGGAAUGGGCGAACUCCUCUUCACAUAACCGGACAGCAAAAGAACCAAUACCUCUACACGCUCCUCGCAACGUCCGGGGCAGACCCCAUGAUCCUCGACCAGAAAGGACGUACAGCUGAAUUCUACAUGAGCUCUUCGACAAAGCCAAGUAUUCGCCCGCAGGCUUCCCCCCAGGCAUCAACCCCGGAUGAUGAGUCAUCUGGAGAGAAAUCCUCCGAGGCGAUGGAAGAGACCCCCAAAGAAAAAGAGAACAAAGAGGCUCAUACAGAAGAAGUUGCACCCAUUUCCGAAGAAGAUACCGCCCAGACGCAGGAGGAGAGCCAAGAAAAGGACGAGAAAGCGGCGACUCCUGAAGCUGGCAUCGAUCCCGAGUCAGAAGAAGAGACGGAAUCUGGAAAAGCGCCGAAUGAAGAACCAUCGGAGGAGGAAGGGAAAAUGGAGGAGAGAAGUGAGGAGGAAAAAGCAGAAGAACCGAAAGCAGAGAAAACCUCUCCUGAAAAAGAAGAGGAGCAGAUACAAAAGCCCGUGAAAGGGGAGGAGCAGAAGUCUGCUCGAUCCAGACACUCUGAGGCUCCAGCCAGUAGCUCAGGUGAUCGUCUCAAUGAGCUGAUAGAUGUGUGGAUUCGGGACAAGGAUCUUCUCCGUCUGGAACACGUGGUCAUCGCUGGACAAGGUGAGAGGCUCAUGGGGAGGACCUCGGACGAUAGACAAGUACAGGAAUUCCUCGACCUCGUGCCCACCUACAUGGCCCGCAUCAAAGGGGUUCACGACGCCGUGGUGCGUGGCAGCCUGGGAGAAGUGGAAUCUGUCCUGACGAGAAAGCGCUUUGCUCUCAGCCGGGACCACCUGGGGGCCAGCCCUCUCCAUCUCGCUGUUCUGCACGGACACACGGAUAUCGUCAAGUACAUCAUAGACAAUUUUCCCGAAGCGCUGGAUGGGCCGGACAACGAGGGUCGCACCCCGUUGCACUACGCAGCGGUCAUGAGGGACGGCGGCACCUACUACAGAAUCUUGCUGAUGGCCGGGGCAGACGAAGUGGUCAAGGAUAAAGCUGGUCACACACCGGAUUACUACCUCACCCAUCCGGGAGUGUUAAGUAUCCGGGAAUUGUUGGAGGGCUACCGGAUCAGAGAAGCGCAGAACAGACGGCCUUCGCAAGUUAACAUCUGGCAACGUCCACCCACCGAUGAGGCUGAAAAACUUGAUCUAUUCAACGAAGAAGACGAAUACGAUCCUUUCGAGAAUGUGGAACCUGGCAAUACACCGGACUUCUCGGACGAUACGACCACAACCACCACCACCACCGAGCAGCCCCAGGAACAACCACCUCCGAAACCUUCCAUCUACCCUAUUUUAUUCGAUCGCCAAAAUCGAGACAGUCGAUACUUGGCCAGUGUAUUGGGAGAUGCUCUGAUUCGAGGUCUGACUCAGGUGGCCAACAGGAGGCCCAGAGACCCCGUGGGUUACUUGGCCACCUACCUCUACCAAUACGCCGCCAGGAAGACUGGAGACAGGUUCUCGAGAGAAAAUGAGGAGGGGGAAACGUCUAUCGAAACGGAAGGAAACUCCUCUCCUGUGAAACCUGGCCCAUCGGAAGCAGAAACUGACGACUCUAAACCAAGCGAUGACUCGUCUCGAACACCUCUCGAAGUGGUCAACGAAGAUCCUGAAGAUUUCGAGGAGGAUGAGUUUUCAUUAGAAUUCGAGGAUCAUACCAAGAUGAAGGACGAAGAAGGACAGACGGUCCUCCACUUCGCGGCUGCCCGUGUACACCCCGACGGCAGCUUUUAUGCCCUUCUGAGCCAUGCAGAAGUGCUCCUGGGCGAGAGGGACGUCCUUUACCGCACUUGCCGUGACGUGGCAGUGGAUUCUGGCCAGGAGGAGAACGUGGCUACUUUGGACAGGUUCGUGUUCGACGCCUUCCUGCAGCAGCGUUCUUCGUACGUACGCAUGCUGUUGCAUGAAGGGUACGAUCCGCUCAUCCACGUCCGGGACAGUUCUGGUCGAGAACUGGCUGCCGUUCUGCAACAACAGAGGAUCGCUUCUUCCCUCUCUCUAGUCAGAGAGAUUACAGAUUUCGUCAAGCGCCGCGAGGAGCUUCACGGGUACAUCCGGAAUAGCUAUCUGGAAGGUGUGGCUCGUCUCGUCAAAUCCGACAACACUCUGGUGACAGCCAAGAGCAGGCGGGCUCGCUGCGCCCUGCACGUAGCCGUACUCUUCGAGCACGUCGGCAUCAUCCAGACCUUGGUCAGGGCAAACGCCUCAUCUGUCCAUGUCUCGGACAAUGUUGGAAGAACACCCCUUCAUUACGCAAUGGCCACGAUAAAAGUAGAUAAAAUAGCCAAAAUUCUGAUCACAGCAGGAGCAUUGAAGACUACAAAGGAUGUGCGCAUGCGCUCUCCCAGUUUCUUCUUCAUCUACAAAGAAGAGAUCCAGAGGCUUCACGAAGAAGAAUCUCGUCUGGCGUGAAUGAUCGUCGAUAAUCACAAUGCAUCAUCAACAGGUGAUGCGUGUACAUUUGUAACAAACUGAAAGACAGACACAAAUUCUUUUUGUUACUCUGUAUCAUAAGGAAUUUUACAUUUUAAUACAGUUUUGAUUUUA
Argiope bruennichi is the source of this 5464-nucleotide messenger RNA. RefSeq lists its product as uncharacterized. Gene Ontology annotation, molecular function: protein binding. The transcript has 31 exons. Bases 446 to 5329 code for a protein of 1627 amino acids. Lineage: Eukaryota; Metazoa; Arthropoda; Arachnida; Araneae; Araneidae. The record is from RefSeq and is a predicted model, not a curated record.